Fonsecaea multimorphosa CBS 102226 is the source of this 1065-nucleotide messenger RNA. RefSeq lists its product as uncharacterized. The record is from RefSeq and is a predicted model, not a curated record. The transcript is spliced from 2 exons. Gene Ontology annotation, cellular component: nucleus. NCBI's taxonomy places the organism in Eukaryota, Fungi, Ascomycota, Eurotiomycetes, Chaetothyriales, Herpotrichiellaceae. The coding region runs from base 1 to 1065 and encodes 354 amino acids.
AUGACGAUGGUCAUUGACAACCAAGGUCGACACUACGGCGGCGGCAUAACAUACGAUCAUAUGUAUCCCAACAUGCACACAACGCCGCAAUUUAGCGAUCCUUGGUCUCAUCAAACAAGCACCUCCAGUUCUUCCUUUCCGGCGCUGUCCAAGACCGACGGUGCGAGAUCGGGAAUCUCAAUGCCCUACUCCCACAUGCCACCAGUUACUGGCUCAAUGGCACAAGGUAGCGCCUACUCCAGCACUGGAUUUUCUGGCACGGAUUUACUAAGUUACGCUCAAGACAUGCCGCGCCCCAACUACGGAGAACAAGCCUAUUCUUCGCCAGCGGCAACCUCGGCGUCGUACGCCCCGUCAUAUUCCUCUCUCAGCUACGCCCAGUCCCUGCACCAGCAGCAGCAGCAACAGCAGCAGCAGCAACACAGGAAACUCUCCGAUACGGUCGAGAGUUCUCGUGCUGCAAAUGCCAGUUUUGGUGAACUUGACGCCUCCCGGGGCAUGUUGGCGCUAAGCCACCAGAAUCUACAAGAUCUGACGCCCCGGAACAUCUAUGAGGCUCGAGCCCAGAGGGCGUCGACAGAUUCCUAUGGCUUUCCGCAAGCAUCUUCGGCGCAUUCGUCUAUUUCGAACGAAUCAGGACGAGGCUAUGCCUACUACGCGCCUAGUUCAGUAGGCUCUGUGACCGAUUCUGCCACAGACUACAGCUCUGCAGCGUCCGACGGGGGCUAUGAAUCCAUGGCGGCUUCCCGGACACUCCCUCGACCGAAUCAGCUGUUAGGCCCUCCCAUGGGACCUCCUGCCCCGCAGUCAAUGAUGGGUCAGUUUUCAUCCAAGAUGGCCGCCAACACUCAGAAGAAGCACAAGUGCAAGGUUUGCGACAAGCGGUUCACCCGUCCCAGCUCCUUGCAGACACACAUGUACAGCCACACAGGUGAAAAGCCCUUCGCUUGCGACGUGGAGGGAUGUGGGCGUCACUUCUCUGUUGUCUCCAAUCUGCGCCGACACAAGAAAGUGCACAAGGGUGACUCCCUCUCGAGUGCUAGCCAUUCGGACAUUGAGGAGUGA